Melopsittacus undulatus (budgerigar) is the source of this 2708-nucleotide messenger RNA. It is a transcript of the gene KATNAL1, whose product is annotated as katanin catalytic subunit A1 like 1. The record is from RefSeq and is a predicted model, not a curated record. Gene Ontology annotation, molecular function: ATP binding; microtubule severing ATPase activity; microtubule binding. Bases 220 to 1680 code for a protein of 486 amino acids. The transcript is spliced from 12 exons. Lineage: Eukaryota; Metazoa; Chordata; Aves; Psittaciformes; Psittaculidae. Gene Ontology annotation, biological process: microtubule severing. Gene Ontology annotation, cellular component: microtubule cytoskeleton; microtubule.
CCGUCCUCGUCCCCUCUCUCCCCGGUGCCUCUUUCCCCCCUCCGCGGUCUGACAGAGCAGAAGCGCUGCGCCCCCUCCCCGCGCCGCUCCCGUCCGCGGACACGCACCCCGGCUCUCCCAGAGGUUUAUAUCUGGGUGAAUGUCAGGGACUCCACACAUCCUGAGUCAGAGGACAAGAGAAAGGAACUGAUGCUCUUUUUGUGUGAUUUCUGACUGAAGAUGAAUUUAGCAGAGAUUUGUGAUAAUGCCAAAAAAGGAAGAGAAUAUGCACUCCUUGGGAAUUAUGACUCUUCUAUGGUAUAUUACCAGGGUGUCAUCCAGCAAAUCCAGAGGCAUUGCCAGUCGAUCAGGGAUCCAGCAAUUAAGGGCAAAUGGCAGCAGGUCCGUCAAGAAUUAGUUGAAGAAUAUGAACAAGUUAAAAGCAUUGUGAACACUUUAGAAAGUUUUAAAAUGGACAGACAUGCAGAUAUCCCUGUAUCCUGUCAAGAUGAGCCUUUUAGAGAUCCCGAUGUUUGGCCCCCUCCUGUUCCAGCUGAACACAGGGCUCCACCUCAGAUCAGACGUCCCAGCAAAGCUUUGAGGAAAGAAUCACCAGGACUGCAGCCCCGUGGGCCUGCAGGCAGAGCACACAUGGUGUCCAAGGGCGAGAAGCCUGCAGGCAGCCGCGAAAGGGAAUCUAGAGCUAGAGGAAGAGAUGACAAGGGCAAGAAAAUACCCCAGGAAGUUGGUGAUGGGGAAAUUCCAAAAUUUGAUGGAACGGGUUACGACAAAGACUUGGUCGAAGCUCUUGAAAGGGACAUUGUGUCAAGGAAUCCAAGCAUUCAUUGGGAUGACAUAGCAGAUUUGGAAGAAGCCAAGAAAUUAUUAAGAGAAGCUGUUGUUCUUCCAAUGUGGAUGCCUGAUUUUUUCAAAGGGAUUAGAAGACCUUGGAAGGGUGUGCUGAUGGUUGGUCCUCCUGGCACUGGCAAAACAAUGCUAGCAAAAGCUGUUGCUACAGAGUGUGGAACAACAUUCUUCAAUGUGUCUUCUUCUACCCUGACAUCUAAAUACAGGGGCGAGUCUGAGAAGCUGGUCCGCCUCUUGUUUGAAAUGGCAAGGUUUUAUGCUCCAACAACAAUCUUCAUUGAUGAGAUUGAUUCCAUCUGCAGCCGCAGAGGCACAUCUGAUGAGCAUGAGGCGAGUCGCAGAGUCAAGUCUGAGCUGCUUGUGCAAAUGGACGGGGUAGGUGGUGCUCUGGAAAAUGAUGACCCUUCCAAGAUGGUUAUGGUGUUAGCUGCUACAAAUUUUCCCUGGGAUAUUGAUGAAGCUCUCCGACGAAGACUAGAGAAGAGGAUUUAUAUACCUUUGCCCACAGCAAAAGGCAGAGCAGAACUACUUAAGAUUAAUCUUCGGGAAGUAGAACUAGAUCCUAAUAUCAGCCUUGAAGAAAUUGCUGGGAAGAUUGAAGGCUAUUCCGGUGCUGACAUCACAAAUGUUUGCAGGGAUGCCUCUUUAAUGGCAAUGAGACGACGUAUUAAUGGCUUAACUCCAGAAGAGAUUCGUGCACUUUCUAAAGAGGAGCUUCAAAUGCCGGUUACCAACGGGGACUUUGAGUUGGCUCUGAAGAAAAUCUCCAAAUCUGUUUCUGCUGCAGACCUGGAGAAGUAUGAAAAAUGGAUGGUGGAGUUUGGAUCUGCUUAAUCUCAGUGACAGAUCUCCGUUGCUAGAGUUUUAUGGGUUUUGUUGUUUUACCUUGCAAAAUGAGUUAGAAAUCUUUUAAAGGUUUAAUAAAAGGUUUGCCUCUGCCCCCAUCCCACAGCUUUCUGGUGGCAUGAUCUUUUAAAAUCCAUUUGCCUUUAAAGGGAGUGAACACAGUAACAAGCCGAUACUGUAAAAAAUGUUUUAUCUCUGAAACAGUAAAAUAAGACAAACAGGAAGGGAAAAAUUAUACUUGUGAGGAUAAUCUUUUUAUUUUUCCAAUGAAGAGAAGUGUUACUUAACCUCCUCAUAGUCAUCUUUUAUGGCUGGAAUCAAUAAAUCAGCUGGGGGAUGUGACUGCAGAGGAGCUAACAAGGGCUUGCUGUACACCCUGCUCUUAAGUGCUACAUUUCUGUUCAGCUGCUGACUCUGCUCCAUAGAAUGUGGCAUUGAAGUUACCGUUCUCUCUCUGUGCUUGGAUAUUCAGAGCAAAACCUGUGGAUUAAUUGGCAUUACACAGAGGAAAUAAGGAUCAGCUUUCCAUCAAGACGUGGGCUUGGCUCUCCUCGCAUGUAUACCCAUUUGGAAUUGAUGUCACUUCAGGCUGGAUUGAUGUUACCUGUGACAACUUCUGAUGCAAAGGAGAGGAAAAUGAUUGCUCUCAGUCUGGUUUAUACUUGAUCUCUGAACAUAGUUUGUACCAGUUUGACCAGUAGGCACUUUGACUAAAGUUAUGUCUUGCACUUUUAUGCUUAUGUAUCAUCCUUUGUGCUGUCUAGAUAUUAUAACUAUUAGUAUUAUUUAAGUACCAAGAGUUUAAUACAGUAAAGACACUAAUAUCAAGGCUGUCUUUAAAACAUGUAGAUGUGGCCUACCACUUCUGAUUAGACAUGAACUCUUUCCUAGCCUUACUAGGCAAUGGGGUUUGUACCUGUUCAUGUUGUAGAUCUGUUCAUGCUUAAUAUUUUUAAUGAUUUCUUAAACAUGUGUAAAUGUUAUUGAUUAUGGGGAAAAUAAUCUGUACAAUCUCA